AUAUCACUAUCCAUGGUUUCAGCAAGCGUACGCUUGAAGAGGUCCACAGUCUUGAGCCCGCCAAGAAGAUCCAGAAGCAACCGGAGGUAACGCCAGUCAACACAAAAGAUAGUGCAGUACUUCCAGAACACGAGCCCAAUAUCAGAUCUACCGAUCAAGCACCAAUCAGUGAACUGGGUAUGAACAGUGAGGACAGUUCCAGACCAAUCAAAAGGCAGAGAUUAUGUGGAGACGAAUCGGAAGCGACAGUUGGGAUGAAAGACACACAUAAUUACAGACAUGUGUAUUUAUGGGACCUUGACGAGACCCUAAUCAUAUUUGCGUGCUUGCUGGUGAAGGAUGUAUCCCGUUUUAAAACCGGUACAGUGGAAACAGCACGGGCUAGCUUAUAUGCUGAAAAUGCCACAGAUACCAUAGGUGCCACAGACACAGCAAUGGCAAAUGAAGGCUAUGAGAUGGGUCAGCUUAUGGAGCAGCUGAUAUACCAUCUUGCAGAUAAACACAUGUUCUUCGACGACUUACAAG
Messenger RNA from Sphaeroforma arctica JP610, 525 nucleotides. RefSeq lists its product as hypothetical. The record is from RefSeq and is a predicted model, not a curated record. Gene Ontology annotation, molecular function: protein tyrosine phosphatase activity. NCBI's taxonomy places the organism in Eukaryota, Ichthyosporea, Ichthyophonida. The transcript has a single exon. The annotation marks the transcript as partial. Gene Ontology annotation, cellular component: nucleus. Gene Ontology annotation, biological process: anatomical structure development; negative regulation of extrinsic apoptotic signaling pathway in absence of ligand; cell differentiation.